AGGUAUUAAAAUGAGUAAAGAGACGUAUAUAGAGAAAUGCGAUGAAUCAAUUUAUAGACAUAGAUUAAAAUAGAAUUACGUAUAAAUUAAGAAAUAAAGGACUAUCAUCAUUAAGAAAGAAAAAGGGAUUUCCAAAUUAUUAAAAAUGAUAUGGGUAAUGUUAAAUAGAUUGUAGAAAAAGAGUCAAGAAGAAAACUAGAAACUUAUUAAUAAAAAUGAAUCUAAAAAAAUGGACAAAUCUAAAUCAGAAAUCGAGAAGAAAUAGGAAAGUGAUAGUUUGAGCAAAGAUGAAAAAACUAAAAUAAUACAAGGAAUCGUUACAUAUAAAGUAAAUAAUAAUGAGAUUUUGAUAUAUAAAAUUAAAUUAAAUAUAGAGAUGUCUGAGUAAUAAGAUCAGCCAAGUGCAAAGAAACGUAUUAGAAGAUGUACAAAACAUGAUGAAAAUCCUCGGCCAUAUAAAUGUGGUUGUGGACGAGGUUAUUAUAGUUAUCCAGCAUUAUAUACUCAUUUGAAGUAUUUAAUUUAUAUAUGUCAGAAUUAAACAUGAAGGAUAACCUCCAACUGGUACAUAAAUUCCAAGCGAUAAACAUUAUGGUAGUCGAGGAAGACCACGAGAAAAGAAUACAAAAUGUGAUGAAGAAAGUAAACAUCAAGUGUUUAUUGAUGAAGAAAAAAGGGAAGAUAACAAGUAAGAAGAGAAAGUAAUACCGAAUUAAUGAAAUCAGAAGAGAG
Messenger RNA from Paramecium sonneborni, 732 nucleotides. NCBI's taxonomy places the organism in Eukaryota, Ciliophora, Oligohymenophorea, Peniculida, Parameciidae. The record is from the annotation of a GenBank genome assembly.